This is a messenger RNA of Chironomus riparius, 1447 nucleotides long. Lineage: Eukaryota; Metazoa; Arthropoda; Insecta; Diptera; Chironomidae. The record is from the annotation of a GenBank genome assembly.
CUUUUGAAAAGCUCUAAGUUCCUUAGUUAUAACUUUAUUUUCUUAUUUCUACGCCUUCCUUUAUAAUGUCGUGCUCUUAAAACUGUGUUACAUUGUUAAUUGAGCAGCGACAGAGUCAAGUUAGUUGCAGUAUUACUUAAAUACCGGUCAAAAUUAGAGGAAAAUUGUUUUAAUAAUUUUUGUUCUGAAGAUGAUGUUUAAAAUUAACGAUUGUGUUCAUGGCGAGAUAUUUCUACCAAAAUAUAUCCAAGAAGUGAUUGUGACCAAAGAAUUUGAGAGAUUGCGCAAUAUCAAGCAGUUAGGAGUAUCUUACUAUCAUUUUGAGACUGCAAACCAUUCACGUUUUGAGCAUUCUAUUGGAACUGCCUACUUGUGUAUGAAAAUUUUGGACAUAAUUGAAAGAAACUCGGACAUCAAAAUUGAUGAGAAUCACAAAAAAUGUGUUGUGCUUGCCGGCUUACUUCAUGACCUAGGACAUGGUCCAUUUUCUCAUUUGUGGGAGUGUGUCGUUAGGAAGGGCAAUCAUAAGAGUUGGACGCACGAAGACCAAUCAGUUCUAAUGAUCAACCACAUGAUCAAGUGUAAUAACAUAAAUUUACAUCCAGAUCCUUCAACUCACAACAAUAUGGUUGAAUUGACAUGCUCACUUAUAACUGGAGACUACAAGACAUGGAAUAGACUCUUAAAGCCAUCAGAAAUGUUCUUAACCGAAGUUGUCAGCAACAAAUACUGCAAUAUUGAUGUCGACAAGUUUGAUUAUAUUUUGAGAGACUUCAAUUGUGUUCAACGCCAACUUUUGCCUUUUGUUGACCUCCUUGAUCGUGCUAGGAUAGUCUUUGAUGCUGAAAAUGUAUCUCAUAUCGGGUAUCAUGUAGAUGAUUUUCAUUUAAUCGAGAAUUUGUUCAUUAAUCGUGCUAAUUAUCAUAUGGAUGUCUAUCAAUUUUAUAAAGUUGUUGGAAUUGAGAAGCAAUUCAGAGAUGCUUGCUACUUAGCAGACAAUGGCGGCUUUAAAUUAUUGAAUUAUUCAAUAACAGACAUACAGCAGGACUGUGCAAGUUAUUGCCAUUUAAAUGACACCUUACUGGAUCUCAUUUGUAACGAAAGCGACAAUAAUCAUCCAUUAAUGUUAAAGGCACAAGAAUUGAUCAAAAAUUUAGAAAAUGGAAAAUUCUAUGAAUUAAUUUACGAGACCAAAGAUAAUAUGGAAAUAAGUAGUGCGUACGACAAGCUAGUCGGCAAGUUUGGUGACAUUUUCUGUAUAGUCAAGAAAGUCAUCCCAUGUGCAUCAGUUCCUGACAAUAUACCACUUUACGACGAUAAUGGAAAGCUUGUACAAAGAAUUAGCAAUCAAAAGCUAGAUUAUGAAUCAAUUUUAAUAUUUUGUAAAGCAUUCGACCCGACUAUUGUCCAAAAUACAUGCAAUUACCUCAAUAACAAUGAAAUUUAG